AUGGUUUGCAAGAGGCACAGUGGACAGAGCAUCACUGCUGCAUCACCGGAUCAUUCAGGCGGAUCAAGCACUGAAGAUCACUGUCAUCUGCAACAACAGCAGCAGCAGUCCAAUGCUUCCUCGAGGAAGUCGUUAGAUCCAGAAAAUCCGGACCGCCGCGCUAGUGGCAGUCGAAGAAGUACGGGACGCUCAGAGGAGAAGACAGAUAUAGAAGGUUCCAGCAAAAAGACCACGCAACCCCCUAGCCUAGGAUCCUCAAAGGUCUCAGUAGGCAGUGAGCCUUCCACCCUGGAAUCUAAAAAAUCCUCCAAGCUUCCAGACCGCGACGAAUUCAACCAACUGCAACGCAGUAUCAAGGAACUAGCGGAGGAAUUCGAGGCAGAGAGUAGACAAAUCAAGAACAUGCUGCAGGAGUCGUUGGGUCUGACUGCUGAAGAUCAGGCGGCGAGCGUGGUUAGGGAACAGGCCCUCUCCGUGAUCGCGGAAGAUGAGCUCUCCGAUGCAAUGACUCUCCUGGGCAACAGUCUGGAGUACCUCGUGCGAGGAGCGCGGCAGGAGAAGAUGGACUUACUGUCAGCCCUCAGAAAGUCCAUGACCACUGAAUGGACAACUGAGCAAAAAACUGAACAACUGCAACCACAGCCCCCGCCCUCGACAAUUGGCUACCCCAGCAGCGGCGAAAUGAGCGAGCUUCUGCGUCAGAUCAGCGGGCUGGCCGCAGAACUGCGUUCCCAGAACGAACACAUCAGUCAGACUUUUCAGAGCAGAUCACUAUCCUCCCUUCCGCCGCCGCCACCGGGAGAAUUUAAAGCAGAAGCACCACCCGAGCAGCUGCCGUUGGCUAGUCCCUUCUUUGGUCUGCAACAGGGAAUUGUCAGUCUGACUAAACUCAUUCAGGAGGACAGUGAACGUCUGAGCUGCCUUCUGCAGCCAACUACUCCGCGUCCUACCGAUGCAAGUGCGGCGGACAUCACCUACCUGACCGGCUUCGGGAAUCCGCUGCAACAAGAGGUCAUGGCUACGGGCAGAUCAGUGAUGAGUAGGCUUCACGAGCUCUCCAGCGAGUACACUCAAAAGGCCGGGGGUGAGGAGGCGGUCGUCGCCUCCACGCCCCUCAUCGUGGCCGUGAAAGAGGUCACCAAGUAUGUGGAGACACUGGCACGCAAUGUACACGACCUGAAGCAGCAGAAGAGCAACGAACGACGUGCACAUUAUGCUCAGAGCUUGCGCCAGGCUCUGGACGAUCUGACUGGCCUGGUGCAUGACCUUAAUGAAGGUCUGGGUGAGCUGGAGCAGACAAGGUUCCAGGAGUGUAUUAAUCAACAGCAGGAAUUAGUAGCGAGACUGACUAUUCCGGACCCCGCGCUAAUGCAAGUGCUAAAACAGGUUAAGGACUCCGUUCAUCACUUGGCCGCUGGUGUUAUGGAGAUGAGGGAGCGACAGGAGCAGCUGUUGGACAGAUACUCCCAACCGAUUUCGUUACCGUUUGAGCUAGGUAUCAACCGAGCCUUCACCUCCAAUGGAGAACAUCCACACUCAGUACUUACGGACGUGCAUGGAGUGGAGGAGGAGGCGAUGUUGAAGUCCUUGCGUGAGAUCAGGGAAAGUGUGGCAUACAUCGGCAGAGAGAUACAGGAGGCGGAUCUCAAUAAGCCGCCACCCGUGCCGAAGGUGCCUGAGGUGCCUCCCACUGAUCCGAAUGUGUUAAAAGCUCUUUCGGCCCUACGGGAGAGCGUCAAGUCUAUCCACAGAAGACGAAGAAAUAUGUCCUCUUCUUCGACCUCUACUUCGGACACUCUGCAUAUCAAGUAG
Molecule: messenger RNA, 1812 nt
Organism: Spirometra erinaceieuropaei
Lineage: Eukaryota; Metazoa; Platyhelminthes; Cestoda; Diphyllobothriidea; Diphyllobothriidae
Source: the annotation of a GenBank genome assembly